Homarus americanus (American lobster) is the source of this 2474-nucleotide messenger RNA. RefSeq lists its product as uncharacterized. NCBI's taxonomy places the organism in Eukaryota, Metazoa, Arthropoda, Malacostraca, Decapoda, Nephropidae. The coding region runs from base 1381 to 2145 and encodes 254 amino acids. The transcript has 14 exons. Gene Ontology annotation, molecular function: ligand-gated monoatomic ion channel activity. The record is from RefSeq and is a predicted model, not a curated record. Gene Ontology annotation, cellular component: membrane.
UGUAUCCGCACUUUAACCAAUAAAGCCCUGAAAGACACUAAAACACUGUCAACGAAAUUAACUAAAAAAAAUUCACAGCCCUAAUGUUUAGUUGCAUGAUCUCUGAAACACCUCAAUGACCUACAUGACGUAGAACCCUGUUCAGCAGAUAUUCUGAACACACAGUCAUGGUGUUACAAAAGUCCUUCAAAAUGACCAUCGCCACGUCAACACUACACUCUCAUCUGGUGCCGUCAACUCCACGCCUCGGGAAGUUCUCUGACCGUGUUCUUGGCUCCAUUAACUCUUCUUAUUUCACCAGUACAACUGAAUCCACCAGAUUGACUGACAGCUCCGUCCUGUCUCAGCUGAUGACGUUUAUCUUAGGUCUGUCAAGUGGACGUCAGAUAUAUGUUAUUUCCGACGAUUCGUGGCCAGAUAUGACGGUCGUGAUGAAGUCAUGCUAUCAGGAAUGGGCCGACACGACCCUCUUGAAGUACGACCCAAAGCUGACGGAGCUGGAGUCGUCCCUCAAGUCACCUAAUCACGUAGUUAGCGCGAGGAACGUGAUCGUCCUCUGCUCCACCCAACACACACUGUAUCUCUUUCAACAGGUACGGGAGAAGGUGUUGGAGUCGACGACCGUUCAGUGGUUCGUGGUGGUGAUGGAAGACCUCACCUUCAUCCUCCAACACUCACUCAGAGGGAGCCCAGGUGUCGAUCUUCAUAAGGGACACAGUGACCAAAUACAAGCUUCUAGUCGCCAGGGUCAACACUCAAGGUCAUGUCAGGCUUGAGGCAGCGGGGUGGUGGAAGAUAGGGGCAGAUGGCACACCCACCACCUCCCUCGCUGCAGCUGGUACCCGACCUACUCCAGCUGUACUCAAUUUCAUGGGCGUCAGCUGGUGGUCUCCGUGAACAAUAACUGGCCCUUCCUCGGUAUAAUUCACCAGGAGGAUGGCAGCGUCGUCCCUGACUCAGGAAUCGACAUAAAUAUCUUGGACACUCUGGGCAGCAAGUUGAAUUUCACGUAUGAGCUGGUGGUACCGGAGGACCGGGCGUGGGGCGGCCCUCAGAAGGACGGUACAGUGACUGGACUCAUCGGUAUGGUGGCCAGGCAAAGGGCCAACCUGGCCAUCUGUGAGAUCACCAUCACAGACUUGAGGGAGACGGUGGUGGACUUCACGGCGCCCUACUGGCUCGAGUCCCUUACCUUAAUCCGCGCACCCAAGGAGAGGGACAGCUCCAUGGCCAUCUUCUGGCCCUUCACCACCAUGGUGUGGGUGUACAUCGCUGUAGCCACGCUGGUGAUGGGACCGGUGAUGAGUGUGUUGUACUGGUUCAGAGGGUGGCUGGUGGAGCGGACAGAGGCGACACAAACUACAUCAGCUUUCAUUCAACAUGUUCAGAAGUCUGGUGCUGCAGGGUAAUCCACUCCCUGUAAACAACUGGCCCACCCGCCUUGUUUUCAUCACCUGGUACUUAUUCUGCUACAACAUCUAUGCCUUCUACGCGGGGAUUCUGACAGCCGUUCUAACUGUCCCAGUGUUUGAGAAGCCUGUGGAUAGCCUGGCGGACUUACCACUAGCUGCUGGGGAGGGCUUCGCUAUUGGUACCCUCAAGGAUUCCAGCACCGAGACGCUCUUUAGGCAAGCAGAGUCGGGCAUCUACUAUCAGGUGUGGCAGCUCUUCCAUCCCGUCGACAGCCUCCUGCCCGACCCAGAGUUGGGCUUCGAUAAGGUGCUGGGGGAGAAGUUCGUCCUGAUCAACUCACAGCUAAACGCGGAGAUCAGGGCGACAGUGAAGAGCCGCGACAAAUACCACUUUAGCCGGGAGACCUUCUACCCUCACGGCUACUCCAUCGCUUGUACUACCGGCGCCCCCUUCAGGCCCAAUUUCGAGAGGAUGUUGUCGGGGAUCAUUGAGGCUGGGCUGAUCAACCACUGGGCGGAGGGGGAGAUCCAGAAGCUGUCUGGUAAGGUCGACACUGACGGCGACGAGACAGAGGAUGGCGGGCCAAGCUCCCUCACCGUGCAGCAUCUACAGGCGGCGUUCUUUCUGCUGGCGUUGGGUGGUGCAACCUCCUCUGCAGCAUUCCUGGUAGAGGUCCUCCUCGCCUUACGCCAGUCUGCCGAGCUUCCAGACUUCUUUCCUGCUGCUCAGUGAUAACCCAAUCUCAGCUGCUUCCUGUUGAUGUUACUCAAUAUUUGAUUCAUUCAACUGAUACAUCCCCUUCGCUAGUUUGCCGAAUCUCUGCUGCUGAAGACACUCACUGACUAGUUUACUGACUCAUCUUUUUCCGACCUGCUACUAUGCUCCCCCACAGCUCAUAAAUACACAGGUUCAGGAACUCAUUAUUUACAUAUUGAUUGUUUCACCAUAACUUAUUUUACAGCUACACGUGCUAAUACGUACAAUUAAUAAUUAUAUAGCUUAUUUGUGUGCAUAUUAAGGAGUUUUCUGGUUAAUGAUAAGAAUUACAACACAGGAUCACU